Molecule: messenger RNA, 1601 nt
Organism: Biomphalaria glabrata
Lineage: Eukaryota; Metazoa; Mollusca; Gastropoda; Planorbidae
Product: beta-1,3-galactosyltransferase 5-like
Exons: 4
Coding region: 232-1512 (426 amino acids)
Cellular component (GO): membrane
Molecular function (GO): hexosyltransferase activity
Source: RefSeq, a predicted model, not a curated record
UUUUAUGUCCUGCUGCGGGUCACUCAUUCAGAAGUGGAUUGUUCGAAUACUUUAAAUAUGAAAAGUAACGGGAAAGAUUGUAAACAUGUGAAUUAUUGUUGUGUACCCCCUUGUGAUUGUUAGGCACAGAAACAAAAGCAGGUAAACUCCUCAAGUAUUGGUUGAACAGUGCUGUGAGUUAUCGGAGACUAAAUUUCAGAUUACAAAGGUGACUGGUGACAUUAAUGUAAAAUGUUUCGAAAGCUGUAUCGGUCUCGUCGUCUGCUGAUAAGUCUGGGCAUCGCAAUGUUGAUAGCAUUUCACUUGACAUCAUUCUUCUACCCUUCUCACACACACAGCGUGUAUAUAAUAGCUCCCUCCAUGGAACUUGGGGGGAAUCAGCAGGCGAACCGAACAAAUCCAGUAUCUGAUCCUCAAAGUAAUUAUGACAGUAAAGUUGAAACUAUUAAAAUGCCCAAGACUUUAAACAUUUUGACGAUUCCUUCUAAGCUUCAAGGCAAAGAACUACCAAAAACGAACACUUCAGGGACUAAAAAUCUGGUCAAACCAAAACUUUUGAAUGACUAUACAGUUUCAAGACCAACUCAGGACAAGAAAACGCAAAAAACAAUCAAGUUAUUGACUCAUAUUGAAGUGAAUAGGACUAGAUCAUACUACAAAUAUCUGAUCAAUUUGACGGAUAGCUCAACUUAUGAAAAAUACUUACAGACAGUGAUGGCCAAUGACUCCAGUUGUCAGAACGCCAGUUCCUAUGACGCUAUAAUGGCGGUCCACUCAGCCCCAAACAAUGUUGCUAAGAGAGAUAUGUUUCGAUGGUUGUAUUCAGACUACCAGAAGACUUCUCCGUACAAGAUUAAGGUUCUGUUUUUUAUCGGUCUUGUCAAAAGUCCAAGCCUCCAGUCCCAACUGACCAAUGAAAGUCUUACUUUUGGAGAUUUGGUCCAAGGGAGUUUCUUGGACGCCUACAAGAACCUGACGUACAAAGCCAUGUUCUCUUACAAGUGGAUAGACAAACACUGUUCCGGCCUGAAGCUGCUCAUUCGCUCGGAUGACGAUGUGUUCAUGGAUGUUCAUAACUUGUUCUCUCACUGGCGCGGCCUGGACGACGUCACCAACAACACGAUCACCUGCGACAUCGUCCAGAACGACAUCGUGUGGCGCACGGGGAAGUGGCUCCUGAAGACAUCGGAAAUCGCCGAAGACACUUUCCCGUUCCCGCACUGCCGAGGCUACUUAGCGUUGGUGACCCCUGACCUUGUGAGCAGGAUGGGAGAAACGAUGAGGCUGACUCCUUUCUUUUGGAUUGAUGACGUCUUCGUCUACGGCUUUGUGGCCCAAAAAGUUGGGGCCACUUAUGUUUCAGUGGACAACCGAAUGGCCAGGUGGAAUGAAUCCAAGUUUACGACUUGCUUUGAAAAGCUCGGCCGGAAGUGCAGUCUGUUGUCUGUACUAGCGAAACCAGAUCAAUUUAAAUAUCUAUUUUCUUUAACACGCAAUAGUACAGCGACAUAGUAUAAACCCCAUGUUUACGUUCAAGUUAUUAUUAUUGCUAGGAUUGCUUUAAAAUAGAUCGCCUUUCAUGCUGCUCUAGCACGUGCAAG